Molecule: messenger RNA, 5242 nt
Organism: Pogoniulus pusillus (Red-fronted tinkerbird)
Lineage: Eukaryota; Metazoa; Chordata; Aves; Piciformes; Lybiidae
Exons: 11
Coding region: 378-4634 (1418 amino acids)
Source: RefSeq, a predicted model, not a curated record
AGCCAAAACCAGAAGCAACGCUGGGGGCUGAAAGAAGCCAGGAGAGCACUGGUGAGAGUUGGACUAAUAAAGGGGGGAAAAGAGCGGAUCAGAAGGAGACUUUUCUGUUUCUGGGCUCUGAAAGCCCUGCAGCUUCCUCAGAAAAAGAGAGUAGCAUCCUGAGAGGCAGCGUUAAAAAACACAUUAGUCUGUUUGCUUCAGAAAAUCCUGCUCCCCCAGUGGAGGCAGAGCCUCUCUCACCAGCUGCUGAGAAGGAAAACAGAUGUGUGAGCAUCCAGCAGAGAAUCAAGGAGCUGACGACAGAAACCACUGAUGUUAAGGCAGGAAAUCUACGCAGGUCACUUCAGUCACGGCCACUUUCUGCAGACUUGACCAAAAUGUUUUCAAGUCCAACACCAAGCAGUGAAGCAAAGCCUGAGAAACCUUCUGACUCCACCAAUGAAUUGCAAGAGAACCAGAAAAGUAAGGAGCUGAAGCUGGCAGCUGGCACAGAUGGCACCGAAGCACCCACUGCUGGGAGCCCAUGGAAAGCCAGGCAGGUUUUAAAGAUUGCAAAUAAACCUGAUCCCAUAGAGAGGAGAGGAAGCUUCCACGGGGAUGGGCAGCAUUUCCCUCAGCAAGGUGAAAAUCCUGUCUCCUUCACAAGCAGCCUGGAAAAAAAAUUCAAACCAAACCCCCUUACAGAAAAAAGCUCCAUUAAAACUGUCCGAGCCACUAUGUUUGACCAUAACGUUCAGAGGCACAACGUUGCUGCUGACCAGCCUGGGGCUGAUUCUGCACUGAAAGUGAACACUGAGCCAGAGGUGAAGCCUGAAGUGGUGACUUUAGGCCAAGCCAGGCGGUCAUGGCUGGGAGAUGUGGAGGAAGCCAUUAGUGUCAAGAAGGAGUAUCACAAGCAGUCGGAUCCAUCGAGGCAGACAGGUGUAGCGACAAGCGGGAAAGCAACUUGUUCAAGUGAAGACAAGAAAAUGACUCCAGGAAUCCUCUUGGAAAAAACUUUGGUUGAGAAAAGUGAGAAACCCACAGCUAAAAGUGCAGAGGAGUCCCUCCUUUACCAGAGAGUGGAGCCCAGGUAUGAAAUCUUUCAGGCGUGCGGUGAGAGAGCUCUGAGCGAAGCCAUCACGAUGGCUCCCGAGAAAAAGGCCAUGACUCUCAGGACCAGAAAAUCAUCUGUGAGAGAGAGCAAACUGGAUGAGGAUGUUCUCCAUGCUGGUCAGUCGGGUAGAGCGAGUAGUAAAACUCUCUACUUGAGGGAGGAAGAUGUGAUUUCAGGAGCUGGAGACGCAAAGGUGCUCGCGAGCAAGUCUGUGUUGAGAGAAGCAAAUGGUUUGUUCUCCAGUGAAUGCACUUUACCUGAGCAGAAGAAAGACUCUGAUAGAACUGAGCCUGAAAAAACAGCUUCUUCCACAAGCAAAAGCAGAGGUUUGGGGGUGAAUGAGAAUGUGAGCAGACUACAUUCUGAUGUGAGAAGUGAUCAGGGUGGUGUCUGUUCUGUGGAGAAAGCAGAGAGGUCUAACGUGAUGAAAUGCUCCUUUGAGAAGAGGAGUUUUAGGUCAGGUGGGACAGAGAGCUCUGAGUUCAGAACCAACUUGGACUGGGAAGUGAUUUCAACAAGUAUAAGCAAACAGGUGGCCCAGUCUUCUGCACUGCUUUCAAGUGGGCAGUUGUGUAAACCUUCCAGCAGCCACCAUCCUGAUCCAAAAGUUGUGCCCAUUGAUAAAGAUGAAUCCAGAGCCUUUGGCUUAAGGAAAAGUCUGGAGUUAAAUCACAAAGGGCAAGACUUUAGCUUAGAUAGCACAGCCCAUGAAAACAGGGGGAAAAUCAGAGUAAUAGACCCAGAAGAAAAACUCAGGAGAAGCAGAAGUAGUGUUUCUGAUUUGAAGAUUUCUGAGAGGUGGAGGAGGAGGACCUUGCCUCAGGAUUCUGUCAAGACAGAAGACGUUGUCUGGCUCGCUCCUGAGAACCUCAGAAGGCUGAGCCAGACAGAUUCACUGCAGCUGGAUGCAAGCUCAGUGAAAAAGGGAAGCAAAAAAGAGAAAGAAGGGCUGGAAGGCACUGAGGCAAACCAAGCCCUUCUUGGAAGUCCUGGGGAUGGCCUGAAAAAUCAGAGCUCUGCCUUCGAGCCGAAGGCGACUUACUAUGCAGUGACUUAUCAGCCUCCUGGUACCAAGAAAGGGAAAAGCUCUGUUGGUGCUCCAAGUGCAAGUGAAAUGAACUCAGGCUCAAGCGAGGGAGCAACCAUUAACCUGGACCCUGUUAUUCCUGGGAGGUCCAAACCUUUAUUGCAGCGACCAGCUAAAAAUGUGACGAGUCCAAGUGGCAGGGAAGACUCCAGGGAAGGGCAUUUUAGCAAGGAUUGGGUUAAAGAAGAUGACAAAGAUGAUGUUUUUUCCAAAAACACUGCAUUUGGUAGUUUUCACCUGCCCAGGAAAGAUAACCAACAGUAUCAUGAGAGAGGUCUGGAUCAUUCUAAAGAGAACAUUAUAGAUGUGGAUGCUUUCCUGUUAAAACAGGAUCUGGAAAACACAACUCAAACUGACCUCAAAAGUAGCAGGAGAAAAGUCUCCUCUUACCAUGAGCCCAGAGCUCCUGCAGGUUUUGCACAGUCCCACAAAGACAGCGAACUGCCCCCCCAGAAAAGGAGUGAAAGUGGUUGUGAUCUGCCUGGAAAGAAGGCUGAGGAUGGAUACAGAUCCCAGAUUCUUGAUAUCGAUGCGCUCAUGGCGGAGUAUAAAGAGGAAUCGGUGAAGGCCAGCAGCGUUCCAGACAAGCUCUCUGGAGAGCACAGUUCAUUGAGCUGGGAGAAGGCAAAGAACAGAAGAAAUAUGUCAGACAGGACAAGCUCAUCCCACAUCUGGAAAGAGUGGAAGGGGUCAGAUCACUCCUCUGUUGCUAACAAGCAAGGGGAUUGUGUGGAAGAGUCCCACCGACUGGAGAAGUCAGCUGUAAGCGAGAAGAGCAAAGAGAAGCUGGAAUCAUGUAGCCCAGAGCUGGAGAAACCAAAGUGCAAAGACAAGAAGUUCAACCCUCCUUACUGGGGAAAUCCCAGCAGCUUCUCUCCAGAGAGGUUUAUCAGUCCCUCUGUGGAGCUCACUCGGAAGAAGACUUUCAUUGUUGAUGAGGGUGAGGAGGUGAACCUGACCUCCAGGACUCCAGGCUCAAAAUUCGUGAUUGAGAAGGUGCAGCCUGUCAAGCUGGUUGGCACAGACCCCAGGUGGGAAGUCAGUUUUGCUUCCAAGUUGUCCAUAAAGACAGAUGAUGGCCACUGCCAGAAGAAGCUGCUCUCCAAAGAGCAGUGUUUGGAGGCAUCUCCAGAAGGCGACUGGAGCAGAACUGCAGUGAGGGGCAAAGAGAACGCCAAGAAGGCAAUCUGUGAGAGCGACUCUGCCAGUGGGAGGAGUAAAACCGACUGGAGGAGCUACACAGCCGCUGUAGGAAGCACACCCACGGAUCUGAGACGAUCCUACUCGGAGAAGAUCCGCCCAGGGAAAGACAACCUGCCCCUUGUGCAAGAGGGGAGGGGAAGGAAGGACCUGUCCCGCUGCAGGCAGAGCCUUCCGCUGGAGAGCGCAGACAGCGGGUGGCAGCACAAGGUGGCACCUCCAGUGGAGACCUUCUUCCUCGAGGACAGAAAGGCUUCUAGGAAAGAGUGGACCAAGCAGAGUUCAGACAGAGCAGAAGGGACAGACUUUUCCUUGGCCUCUACUCCGAGGAGCCACCACAGCUUCUACAAGGAGAGAAGGGACCAGCUGAAGCAGUGCUUCACCAGGCAGGCUCCGGGGGCGAAGGACACGGACACGCUGGUGCAGGAGCCCGACAGCCAGUACGGCACCUGGAGCCAGCAGCGCCACAGCGGCGACAGCUUUGUGCCUGAAUCUCCCUCCUCAGAGAACGAUGUCACUUCCACCAGAAAGCAGCCUGCAAGCAGCCACCCAUCCUCACUGUCCUCUCAGGCAGAGCCUGCCUCCCUGGCUGACCACCAUGACUUCUCCAAAGACCAAAGGAGCACCAGCUUGGACCGGUCCAGCACUGACAUGGACUCUACUGAUGGGACUGAUUUACCUCCCCCAGGAGAUGCCUGCCCUGAUGAGAAGCCCACAGAUUUCUCUUUCAUAGAUCAAACUGCUGUCCUGGACUCCAGCGCGCUGAAGACUCGCGUCCAGCUCAGCAAGAAGAGACGCCGCCGGGUUCCUGUUUCCCACUCCCUGAGGAGGAGCAGGGGGCUGGAGUUUGAGAACAGGUUUUCUUUGACAGAAGAACCAGAUAAUGCCUGGAUGUUUAAAGAUUCCACAGAAGAGAAGAAAACUAUGCAACAGGAGGAUUCUGAUGAAGAAGACAAGAUCCACCAGACUGGAAGAUCCUCAUCUGUACAUGCUCAGAGGCUUCCUGUGUUUCCUGGCAUGGAUCACUCUGUCCUCAAGGCCCAGCUGAGGAGAAGGCACGAGGCUGAGAGUCCUGCUGAAACAAGUUCUCCUCAGCUCUUCAAGUCCCCAAAAUCCCAGCUUGGAACUCCUGGUAGCAGAGUGCUGCCCUCCAGUGUGGAGAAGGAGGAGAGGUCAGAAGAAAAAUCUCCUCAGUGGCUGAAGGAGCUGAAAUCAAAGAAGAGACAGAGCCAUUAUGAGAAUCAGGUUUGAAAAGGUGUUGAUGCUAACUAGAAGAAGAUAAAGAAGUUUAACAGAAGCCUUAACUCAUCUGAACCUAAACUUCACGUCAUGUUGCUGCUGUUUGCUUCCUGCCUCAACUGCUAUGUGCAUGGUGCCUUCCUGUUUCGUGGAGAAAGCUGCUUAAUGUUCAUAGUCAAAUACAAAGCUGGGGGGGGUGGGGUCGGUGUCAGAGGCUGGGAGAAGAAAAAGAGGAGAGAAGGAGGCCACCUGGCAGAAGAACUCCCAAGCAGCACUUCAGGAAGGUUGGCAUCUUUCUACCAUAGGAGUGCUGCGAGCCUGCUGCUCGAAGGAGGAACUUCCACUUCUGCUCUGGCUGGGUUUGAGAUGAUGCCAAGGUGGAACCUGAGGCUUUGUGUUUGUUUAUGAGAAGUAACCAAUCUGAAAGCAAAUUUUUAUCUCUUUAUUUUGUUUUUUUAUGUUGUUGUUGUUGUUCUGCUGGAUGAGAGAGGGGGGGGGGGGAAGAAAAAAAAACAACUAAACCAAGUAGUGAGCUCCUGGUUAGAGUGGAGAUGGUGGAAGGUGAGAGUGGAAGACCAAAUCCUGUUUACUGCCAUACUGACAAAGGAAACUUGAUUGUU